UGUUUAGCUUCAUCUGUUUUUGAUUUGGUUUGGUUUUUUUUUGAAAAAAAAAUAUUUUGUUAAUUACAAAAUGUCUUCCACUAAUCAAUUGUUGAAAAAAUUUCAAAUGAAUGGUCUUAAUGUUCGACAAGAUGCAUUGAAUAUUUUUGAAUCAGAAUUCAAACAUGGACAACCAUCUUAUCGAUCGAUCGAUGAUUUUAUUACUGUCCUAAUUGAUAAAAUGUUAACCGAAAUGAAUUGUGAUGAUUAUAUUAUUGAUUCAGAAAUGGCACAAAAAGCUAUAGAUAUUUUACGUGAUUCUCGCCAAACACAACAACCGAAUGAACAAGAUCCUAAUCAAAUUAUCGUCAGAAAUGCAGUCGAUUUAGAACAACAAAUUUUAGGAUCAAAUUUUGAAUUUCAUUAUCAACAAUUAGUGAAGCAAUUGAAAAAACUCCCUGCAUUCGAAUCCGGACAAUUUCGUUUGAUGAAUAUUGAUGAUUUAAAUACAUAUGAAUCGAAUAUUGAAAUCAAAUGUAUUGUAUUUGCAAUGAUACGUUAUGAUCCGACCCGGAUAAUGCAAUUUUUAUUAGAAGAUCCGACCGGUAAAAUACCGAUUCAUUUAAGUUCUCAAAUUGUAUGGCGUGAAUGGGCAACAUUUCAACAUGGAAUCUAUCUAAUCGAAGGUAUUUAUGAAGGUCAAAGAGAUUCAUUUCAGAUUACAUCCAUUGGUCUACCGCCAAUGCCAAUACAAUUAAAUUCUAUUGAAAAUGUGCCGAAUACCAUCGAUGAUGAUGAUGAUCAUAAUGAUAAUGAUAAUGACGAUGAUCGAAUGUUAAUUUUUUUGACUGAUGUUCAUCUUGAUCAACCAACAACAAUGGAAGCAUUGAAAUUUUUAUUCACUGGAUAUAAUUCUUUGCAACAGGUUCCUGAAAUUUUCAUAUUGAUAGGAGAUUUUUCCUCUACUCCGAUUGAUAACUUUGAUUUCAAAGACAACAUGAAAAAUUUGGUCAAACUUAUAUCAACAUUUAAAAAAUUAUCACAAAAUUCAAAAUUUAUUUUUGUACCCGGUCCAAAUGAUCCUAGUUCAACAUCAGUCGAUUCAUUUGUUAAAUAUCAAUUUACUUCGGAUCAUUUUCCAACAACCACUACCAGAUUGAAAAAUUAUGAUCUUCCUUCGAAUCCAUUUUAUCUACGAUUCGAUAAUCGAAACUUGUGCAUAUUUUCGAAUCGAAUUUUAAAAAAAUUUGCCAAAAAUAUUAUAAAUAGUCAUGAACAGGUUAAUACGACAAAAUUAACGAAAAAUGAUUCAACAAUUAUGAAAGAUUUUUUAAAAUCAAUCGGUCGUUUGAUAAUGACUAAUGCUCAUCUAACAGCUGGUCUUUGUCGAAAUUAUACAAAUUCAUUGUCAUUAUUUUCACAGAUGACUGAUUUGUUUUUUCUGGCCGACACUGAAUCACCAUUUGUUGAAUGUCAACCAUUCAAAUUGAACAAACCAUCACCACUUUUUACAACAUCGUUAUCAUUUUCUAAAAAUAAUUUUCAAUUUAUUGUCUAUUAUCCUAAAGUCAAUCGACUUGAAGAAUCACAAAUAAGCAUUUAAAUAAAAAAAAUUCAUUUUAUUUUAUAAAAAAAAAAAUUAUUUUUUAUUCGCUUGACGAUCACAAUAUUUUUCAAUCGAUCGUCGUAUUGUUUCCACAGUAAAAUCUAUAUCAUCAU
This is a messenger RNA of Dermatophagoides pteronyssinus (European house dust mite), 1698 nucleotides long. RefSeq names its product DNA polymerase epsilon subunit 2 (gene PolE2). Gene Ontology annotation, molecular function: DNA binding. Gene Ontology annotation, cellular component: epsilon DNA polymerase complex. Gene Ontology annotation, biological process: error-prone translesion synthesis; DNA-templated DNA replication. The record is from RefSeq and is a predicted model, not a curated record. Lineage: Eukaryota; Metazoa; Arthropoda; Arachnida; Sarcoptiformes; Pyroglyphidae.